AAUUAAAAAUAAAAUAAGAGUGACAUUAACAAUCAGUUAAAAUAUUUUCUUCUUUUUAAUUAGAUAUGAGUCUUUUUUUUACAAAAUUUUAAAAAAUAAAUAAUAAAUAUCGUAAUAAAAGUCGUCUGUGAGGGAAGUUGUUUUUCUUUUUGGAAAAACAAUUUUUUAUACAAAAAAUAAAAAAGAAUCUGUAAACAAGUAAUAAUUUGAUCAGAUGUAGAGUAGGACGUAAAAUUCAAUUUUGGUGACAAUAAACUACAAAUAUAAUUUUCUUUAAAAAUUUACAAACUAUCAAAACAAUGACUGCCAACAAAGAAAAUGAAACAGAGAAAGGUGUCGUAGAUGCCUCAAAAAACACGAGUGUAAAGCAAAUAAUUGAAAAUGAAUUGGAGAAAAAAGGAUCUGGAGGAAUGUGGGCAUGGAUACUAUUUUUGCUCUGUUUGACUCCGAACAUUUUCAAUGGAUUUCAUGUGAAUUCUUACGUAUUUUUGACAACUCCAGCUGAAAACUACUAUUGCACAAUUCCUGAAUUGUCGAAUGCGGGAUGGACUCACGACGAAAUUCGCAACAUUAGUACUCUUGGAGGAACAUCUAUUAAUAAAACAUGCAAAAUUUUAAAGUACGAUUACGAGGCGUUGAGUACGAUGAACUAUGAAGAUGCGAUCAAAUCAUUGAAGAACGAUACACGCGACAAAAACAACGUGCCAGAGGAGAUUAAUUGUCUCUCACAAAAGGGAAAUACGUUUCAUUUCGACUACAAAAGUGACGAGACAUCCAUUCUAUCGGAGUGGAAUUUGAUUUGUGAAAACACGGCAUGGGCAUCUACCGUUCAAAUGUUUCUCUCUUUCGGAAAAUUCAUUGGCGCCUCAAUGUUUGGCUUUGUCAGUGACAAAUAUGGGAGAAAGACUUCUUUCAGUAUUGCUUCGUUAACGUAUAUCGUUGGAAGUAUUCUUGUAACUGUAUCGCCAACAUAUCUUGUAUUACUUUUGGGUCGAUUGUGUCUUGGCCUUGCAUCGAGUGGUAUCUUCUAUGCUGCUUUUACAUUGUUAACGGAAAACAUUGGACCUAAAAUUCGAUCUUGGAUGAGUAUUUCGUUCAACUUUUCAUAUCCUCUUGGAAUGUUGUUUCUCGCAAUCACAGCGUAUUUUGUUCGACAAUGGAGAAUGCUUUCUUUGUCUUUAACUGUUCCUGCUUUCUUACUAUUUCUGCAUAUUUAUUUCAUUGUCGAAUCUCCUCGUUGGUUGUUGAGCAUGGGGCGAGAAUCACGCGCUUAUAAAAUGGUUUUCGGAAAAAAGAUGCCAAAAACUCUCAAAGCACAAUUACAAUUGGAGAAAAGCAAAGAGCCUGCGAUUGUGAGAAAGAAAAGUGCAGAAGAAUUAACGUUUGGAGAAAAGUUUAGAAGAUCAUUUAGCAUCUUGCAUGCUUUGUAUGGGCCUGCAAAAUUACGAAAACGUGUCAUAAUUUGUCAUUAUACAUGGUGCAUGACGUCUCUGUGUUACUACGUGACAGCCUUAAAUGCGAAUAUCGGAUCUGAUCGAUACAUAUAUGUUGCGGCAACAGGAACUGUCGAUAUCCUUGGAUAUUUGUCGUUGAUAUUCAUCAUGAAAUAUGUCGGAAGACGAAAGGCUUGCAGUGCAUUGUUUUUCCUUGCUGGAUCAGCUCUUCUCUCCGUUUUAAUUGUGCCAUCAGAUCAAAAAGCUGUAAUGACAUUCCUUGCAAUGCUCGGUCGUUACGGAAUAACAUCAGUUUAUGCUGUUAUGACUUUGCAUACUGCUGAGAUGUUUCCAACGGAAAUCAGAAAUAGUGCUUUAGGAAUCAGUUCGACGUGUGCUCACAUUGGAGGAAUUGCAGCUCCAUAUGUAGUCGAUAUUUUAGGCAAAAUACAAAAGUUCAUUCCAACAACAAUCUGUGGUAUAUCAGUAUUAAUAGCGGCAAUGUUAGUGCUUCUUCAACCUGAAACGAAGGAUAAACACCUAACAGAUCACGUAGAUGAUGCCGAAGAUGAGAAAACAGAACAAGGAGUUGAACUUCAAAAGUCAUAAAUUUUCCAUAAAGUUCCUUCUAACUAAUACUAACUAAAUAAUCCCAAAUAUUUUUUGACAAUAAAUAUACUUUCAUUAAAAAAAAAAAGUUCAAUUGAUUUUUUUUUGUCUUGUGUCAUU
Molecule: messenger RNA, 2162 nt
Organism: Culicoides brevitarsis
Lineage: Eukaryota; Metazoa; Arthropoda; Insecta; Diptera; Ceratopogonidae
Product: organic cation transporter protein-like
Exons: 8
Coding region: 300-2042 (580 amino acids)
Biological process (GO): transmembrane transport
Cellular component (GO): membrane
Molecular function (GO): transmembrane transporter activity
Source: RefSeq, a predicted model, not a curated record